CAACUUUAUUGUACAGACUUUUAUUGUGAAAUGUCAACGUUGCACUUCCGGGUCCCCGCUUUACGAACAGUCACUGCAGUUAGCUCCUAGCCGUAGUUGUGUGGAAAACGGCGACUCAAAAUGCGAGCGUCUUUAGUGAAUAUCGCUUUAUUUUCGACCCUGCAGCUUUUGUUGUCUCUGACGUGUUUUCAAGAGGUUGUCGACGCAGCCAGUGGCAGAGGGUUUGGAGAUAACAUCCACUGGAGGACGCUGGAUGAUGGCAAGAAAGAAGCGGAGGCCAGCGGACUGCCGAUCAUGCUCAUCAUCCACAAGAGCUGGUGUGGAGCCUGCAAAGCACUGAAGCCCAAAUUUGCUGAGUCCAAGGAAAUCGCUGAACUUGCACACAACUUUGUGAUGAUCAACCUGGAGGAUGAGGAGGAGCCAAAGGACGAAGCCUUCAGCCCCGAUGGUGGAUACAUUCCUCGGAUUCUUUUCCUCGAUCCCAGCGGCAAAGUCCAUCCCGAAAUCACUAACAAGAAUGGAAAUCCCAACUACAAGUACUUCUACAGCAACGCAGAACACGUCGUGUUCAGUAUGAAGGAGGCGCAGGAGAAGCUGACAGGCGACGCCUUCAAGCAGGGUCACACUGGAGAUGAGCUGUGAGGAGGCAGCAACGGGCAUCAGGCUGUAAGGGCUACACUUCCUCUACCCGAGCCUGUGCUUCAGACAGCGUCCUGUGAUAACCCCCCCACCCCCCGAACAAAGCCCUUUCACUAUUUAUACUCACGUUUCACACAGUGGGGUCCGUCCCACUGACCAGGCCAAGCCGACCGUGAAAAAGGCCUCGGUGCUUGAGUACUUCUUUUUGUCCUGUACGGUUUUUUCCCGACACUACUAUACGCGUUACUGUCUUUGGUUCUAUAACAUGUAUUUGUAAUCCACUGUUAAUUAAAUGCCAUGUACUGUACUUACUGUCUGUAGAGGAUACAACCAUCUCAAGCUAGCCAAGAUAACUUUCACUAACGGUCACUUGAUGUUCUUUUCACGUCAAAAUGCCACCAAAAAAAAAAAUUUAAUUUAAUUUGCUUUGUUUGUCAGGACAGCCGCUAAAGUUGAGUCUUCUUGGUUUUAGAAGUUUAACAGUCACAGUGUAAACAGCUGUGAGACUCAUCUUAAGCAGUAGAUUUUGUUUGUACCCAAAAACACCAACGAUGCAGUACUUCAUACUAGUGAAGAGAAAUAUUUCAACACCUUCAGUGAUGUGCUUCCAAAGAUCCUCUACAGUACGUUAAUUAUAUCUGUGAUGGUCUUUAACAUGCACUGCAACAUGUGCUCUGUACUUCUGAGUUCUAUUAUCCAGUCAUUAACACAAUAUGAAUUCAUUUAAUCCUGCCAAUUUAUCUAUAUUUACUCUGUAAUUGUUGUUUUCCUGUUCUGAAUUUCUUUGCUGCUUGUGAAGUGACACCACUUGGUUCUUUUUUGUUUCGUUUUUUAAACCGGCCUUGGUGAACUCUUGAAAUAAGGGAUGGAAACUGGUUAUGUGUCUUGAUGUAUUUUAUACAUGUACACAGCCAAGUGUGCAAAUAAAGUUUGUUGUACCGA
Scatophagus argus is the source of this 1581-nucleotide messenger RNA. RefSeq names its product thioredoxin domain containing 12 (endoplasmic reticulum) (gene txndc12). The record is from RefSeq and is a predicted model, not a curated record. Lineage: Eukaryota; Metazoa; Chordata; Actinopteri; Scatophagidae. The transcript is spliced from 7 exons. The coding region runs from base 121 to 642 and encodes 173 amino acids. Gene Ontology annotation, cellular component: endoplasmic reticulum.